GUUUCUGCAGGUGGUAAUUAUUCCACGUCACUUUGUUUUUGCUUGUGUAGCGUCCACACAGUAACCGCUUUCCACCGGAUUAAUCCCAUAUUAGUUCAGACUGCAGGCAUGUCGUUACUGGAAACAGACGACAGUUAUGAUUUCGUCUUUAAGAUAGUUUUGGUUGGGGAUGUCGGUGUGGGGAAAACUUGCGUGGUUCAGCGGUUUAAGAAAGGCACUUUUAUCGAAAGACAAGGGAACACAAUCGGUGUGGAUUUUACAAUGAAGACGAUGGAAAUUCAGGGGAAAAGAAUCAAGUUGCAGAUUUGGGACACGGCAGGGCAGGAGAGGUUUCGGACCAUCACACAGAGCUACUACCGCAGCACAAAUGGUGCCAUAAUCACAUAUGACAUCACCAAGAAAGCAUCCUUCAUGGCUGUGCCCAAAUGGAUGGAGGACGUCAAGAAAUAUGGUGGCUCAAACAUUGCUACCCUUUUAGUAGGUAAUAAAUCAGACUUAACUGAAGAGCGUGAGGUUUCUUUUGAGGAAGCUAGGGCAUUGGCUCUCCAGCUGGACUUCAUUAGUGCUAUCGAAACAUCUGCCAAAGACUCCAGCAAUGUGGACGAAGCGUUUAAUAAAAUGGCAGCCGAGCUGAUGCUGAGACAUGGCGGGCCCGUGUUCAGAGACAGCAUAACCGACAGCUUCAAACUCAACAGCAAGGACGUGAGUGGUGAUGCCUGGAGCUGUGGCAGCUGUUGAUGUUGGUUCUUAGUCCUGUUGGCCUGUAAUUCAUCACAAGGCACCUUUUGUGUGUAUCACAGUUUGUCACUGUUGACUGAAUUAUCUAUCAUUAAUUGAUUAACUGAUAUACAUCUCUGAUUUUCAGGGAGCAGUAGUUGGCCAUAUCAGGCCCAAAAGUAACGGUGUUUUAAGAAAGACAAAGUAAAGGAAGUAGUGGGAAAUGCACAGAAAUGAUUAAGGUAGCUGCUACUUGGAUCUUAUAGGAACUUUGACAAUCCUACUAUGAUUAUAAUAAGGGAAUAAUCUGGUUUCAGCCAAGUUCGAACCAAUUUUGGUUUGAUCUGGUUUGACCUGUCUGAAAUUCUCAAACUAGCUUCAUGUUACCUGUAACGGAAUGUGUUACGAUUUUAAAAUCGGUCCGUUCUUCUUGUUGCUUCAAUCUGAAGAAAAUGGUAUAAGGUGAGAAUAGUCUCCAUAUACCACUGUUCUCUCCAGGUGACCUUUAACUCCUGUUCGUUAGUAGUGAAUCUGCUGCUGAGGUACUUUUUAUUUAAAUUUGUAUUAUUGCAUCCCAGUGAGCACCAGCUAAUCAAAGAUGGUGGUGAAUUUCCUUUAUGGGGUCAACCAAAUAUUUAGCCAAGACGUGUAUACAGUGUGCUCCUUACAUGCACUGCACAUAUGAAUGUAUUCCAAUCUUUAUGCUUCUUUAGUUCAGCAUUACAUAUAUAUCUCGCACACCUCAAGAUACCGUCCAGCUCCAUAACACCAUUUGUACCUAAACCGCUUCAUAAAUUUAUAUAUAUAUAUAUAUAUAUAUAUAUAUAUAUAUAUAUAUAUAUAUAUAUAUAUAUAUAAAAAUUUUUUUUAAAAAUAAAAUCUGCUUUGGAUGAGCAGAGAGGGUCUGUUGGGCAUUAAAAGGAGGAGUCAAUUGAGAACAAUGUUUUUAAUCUGACUCGCUUCUAAUAUAAAAGCCUGGAGUUAUAUUUCCUUCCUGAAUCUGUUGUAACACCAAACUGUGUUGAGGAAGAAAAGUGAUGUAGCCAUGAAGAUGGCAGAUGCUAAUGUCCUUUUAUAUCCAUUUUGAUAGAUAACAAUGUAUAGAGUGAGUGGGGUGGCUUUUUUUUUUUUUUUUAAAA
This is a messenger RNA of Neoarius graeffei (lesser salmon catfish), 1856 nucleotides long. It is a transcript of the gene rab43, whose product is annotated as RAB43, member RAS oncogene family. Gene Ontology annotation, cellular component: trans-Golgi network. The record is from RefSeq and is a predicted model, not a curated record. Bases 109 to 738 code for a protein of 209 amino acids. Gene Ontology annotation, molecular function: GTPase activity; GTP binding. The transcript has 3 exons. Lineage: Eukaryota; Metazoa; Chordata; Actinopteri; Siluriformes; Ariidae.